Klebsormidium nitens is the source of this 1206-nucleotide messenger RNA. Lineage: Eukaryota; Viridiplantae; Streptophyta; Klebsormidiophyceae; Klebsormidiales; Klebsormidiaceae. The record is from the annotation of a GenBank genome assembly.
AUGUGGCAGUCUUGUAGCAGUGUCAACGGCAAACCACCGGCUGAGAAACCGGCUCAACACAGGUGGCUCAAGCGGUUGGUCUUGACUGUGGUGAUGAAUGGGUUGAGCAACCAGGAGGUCGAAACCCUCCGGGCGCAGCAUGGUUUCAACGAGGUUAAGACUAACCAGACCCCCGAGUGGAAGAAGAUCCUGUGGCGCUACCUGGACUGGGUGUCUAUCAUCAUUUUCGUCGCGGCUAUCAUAAGCGCAACGGUCGAAGUGGAGGGGGGCCGGGGGUGGACCAGUUUUGUGCUGCUAAUUCUGGAGCUGAACCUGAUUGUUUGGGUGGGGUACUAUUCGGAGCGGAAUGCAGGCAACGCGGUCAAAGAACUAGAGGCACUCACUGUGCCGAUGGCCCAGGCGAAGCGGGAGGGCAAGUGGCAGCAGGUCCCCGCCCGGGAGCUCCUCCCGGGUGACAUCAUCGCGCUCAAGGGGGGUGACGUCAUCCCUGCUGAUGCACAGUUGGUGGGCGUCGGAGAGCCUCUUCUGGUCGACGAGUCGUCUCUCACCGGAGAGUCCCUUCCGGUGACGCGAAAGCCUGGCGAUCAGGUUUUGGCGGGUGCGACGGUAACGCAGGGCGAACUGGAGGCGCAGGUCACUGCUACCGGCGCCGAUUCGUUCUUUGGGAAGACGAUCGCUCUCUUGGGGGCACCCGAAGAGAGAGGCCAUCUGCAAACGGUCCUGAACCAGGUUUCGAUCGCUGUCGCGGUGAUUUCCUUCUUCGCGGUGCUCGUGAUCGUCAUAGUCCUCCUCGUGGACCAGGACGCGUCCCCCAGCUACGCUGUCGUCACCGCUUUCGUCAUCUUCGUCGCGGCGGUCCCCGUCGGCAUGCCGGUUGUCACCACCACGGUGCUCGCAUUCGGCGCGCGCGAGAUGGCCGCAGAGCGCGCUAUCGUCACCAGGCUUUCCGCUCUGGAGGAGCUUUCCGGCAUGGAGGUUCUGGCCAGCGACAAGACCGGAACGCUAACCCUGAACCGGCUGACCCUCGACAAGGACGACAUUCUGGCGUGGGGGGCCAGCUCCAAAGAUGACGUACUGCUGACGGCAUCCCUGUCGGCGAAGUGGGACCAUAAUGACGCCAUCGAUAAAGCCGUAACUGAAGCGAUGGGCGGAGAUGCUAAGAUCUGUUUUCAGCGACUCACGUUUGGACGCAAUCGAGGCACCUGA